Messenger RNA from Calliphora vicina (urban bluebottle blowfly), 2799 nucleotides. It is a transcript of the gene Pgant5, whose product is annotated as polypeptide N-acetylgalactosaminyltransferase 5. Gene Ontology annotation, biological process: protein O-linked glycosylation. Lineage: Eukaryota; Metazoa; Arthropoda; Insecta; Diptera; Calliphoridae. Gene Ontology annotation, cellular component: Golgi apparatus. The coding region runs from base 174 to 2087 and encodes 637 amino acids. The transcript is spliced from 10 exons. The record is from RefSeq and is a predicted model, not a curated record. Gene Ontology annotation, molecular function: polypeptide N-acetylgalactosaminyltransferase activity.
UUGCUGAUUACAUUUGCCAGCCCAGAAAUUUACACUUCAUGCUCUUUAUCAUUUAAACGAGCUCAACCAUAUGUUGAUGUUGCAACAACAACAAUAAUAAUAAUAAAUCCAUACUACAGCUUGACAAAUCGAGAGCUAACUACAUAUAUAGUUAAUAAAUAUUAAAACAAACCAUGUCUUCGUUAAGUUUAACACGCAAAUUACGUGGUCGUAUGCGUUCAAAUACCUGCCGUAUUAUUUUACUCACAUCCUUAGUUUGGGUGAUUGUGGACUUUGUGCUAAUUGCCCAUUAUUCCGACUGCAUUGGCAAAGAUGGCUGGCGCUGCAAACGUAGUGGUGAAUAUGAUAUAGAGCUCCCAGACGCUCAAAAACAAAUCGAUCAAAAUAUGGUCGAUGACAAUGAAAUCAAUACAGAGAAAAACCUCGAUAACGAUGGAGGAGGAGGUGGUGGUGUCGGCAACAUCUAUGUGGGUGAAAUAGGACACGGAUUUGUGUCGGGUGGCAUAUCAGCAACAUAUCGUAGUACAAUAUUGCGUAAAUGGUAUUCGGCGCCAACGAUUAAAGAACACAAAGGCAAGCCGGGUGAAAUGGGAAAACCCGUUAAAAUACCACCAGAGAUGAAAGAAUUGACCAAGGAGAAAUUCAAAGAGAAUCAAUUUAAUUUGGUAGCUAGUGAUAUGAUCUCACUCAAUCGUUCACUCACCGAUGUGAGACAUGAAAACUGUAAAAAGAAACAUUAUCCCUCAAAACUGCCAACCACCUCAAUAGUUAUAGUAUUUCAUAAUGAAGCCUGGACAACGCUAUUGCGUACCGUAUGGAGUGUUAUAAAUCGUUCGCCACGCUCCUUGUUAAAAGAAGUUAUCCUAGUCGAUGAUGCUAGUGAAAGAGAUUAUCUUGGUAAAAAAUUAGAAGACUAUGUUGCCACACUACCCGUACAUACGUUCGUUUUACGUACUCAAAAACGUUCUGGUUUAAUACGUGCUCGUUUAUUAGGUGCUGAACAUGUGACGGGCGAAGUCAUAACAUUCCUUGAUGCCCAUUGCGAGUGUACAGAAGGUUGGCUGGAACCCUUAUUAGCUCGUAUUGUGCAAAAUCGUCGCACCGUUGUGUGUCCCAUUAUCGAUGUUAUAUCCGAUGAAACAUUUGAAUAUAUAACAGCUUCUGAUUCCACAUGGGGUGGUUUCAAUUGGAAAUUAAACUUUAGAUGGUAUCGUGUUCCUCAACGUGAAAUGGAGCGACGCAAUAAUGAUCGUACGUCUCCUUUGCGUACACCCACCAUGGCUGGUGGUCUGUUUUCCAUAGAUAAAGACUAUUUUUAUGAAAUCGGUUCCUACGAUGAAGGCAUGGACAUCUGGGGCGGUGAAAAUUUAGAAAUGUCCUUUAGGGUAUGGAUGUGUGGCGGUGUUUUAGAAAUUGCUCCAUGUUCACGUGUUGGCCAUGUUUUUCGCAAAUCAACGCCAUAUACAUUUCCUGGCGGUACAACGGAAAUUGUUAAUCAUAAUAAUGCUCGUCUGGUUGAGGUUUGGCUGGACGAUUGGAAAGAAUUUUACUACAGUUUUUAUCCAGGUGCUCGCAAAGCUUCUGCAGGUGAUGUAAGUGAACGUAAAUCCUUGCGUGAUCGUCUUAAAUGUAAAUCUUUCCGCUGGUAUUUGGAAAAUAUUUAUCCGGAAAGUUUAAUGCCAUUAGACUACUACUAUUUGGGUGAAAUACGCAAUGCUGAGACAGAAACCUGUUUGGAUACCAUGGGCCGUAAAUAUGGCGAAAAGAUUGGUGUGAGUUAUUGUCAUGGCUUGGGCGGCAAUCAAGUGUUUGCCUAUACAAAACGACAGCAAAUCAUGUCCGAUGAUUUGUGUUUGGAUGCAUCUGCAGCUCUGGGGCCGGUGAAUAUGGUGCGUUGUCAUAAUAUGGGCGGUAAUCAGGAAUGGGUGUAUGAUGCAGAGGACAAAUCCAUACGACACACAAACACUGGCAAUUGUUUGCAACGACCCUCCCGCGAAGAUCCCACAACACCGCUGUUACGUCCCUGUGACUACAGUCAGGGUCAACAAUGGCUAAUGGAAUCGAAAUUCAAAUGGCAAGCUCAUUAGUUGUAAUUGUUGUUGGAGUUUUCUAAAACUUUAGUUAGUUUAUUAUUUUUUAGAAAUUGUUUACAUUUUUUAAAUAACAUCAUUUUGCCGUUUUGUAUAAAAUUUUGUUUUGGUUUUAUUUUGAAAAAUUUUUAAUUUUUUUUCUUUGCCUCCUUUUUAGUUCUAGAAUUUAACUUUUUCAUUUUGUUUAGUUGCUAUUUAUUAAAUUUAAAAUUUUCAGUUUAACUAGAGAGAAAAAAAUCAAUAAUGUUAACAAAAAAAAAGGAAUUUGAAAAUUCAGUUAUUAAACUUUCUUUUAUUUUGAUUUAAUUAUGACUUUUUCCCGAUAACUGUUUUUUCAAAUACCUGGUAAUGUAUUUAAAAUUCUUUAAAUGAACUUUAAGUAUUUAGUUAUUUAAAUAUAUAAUAAUUAUUUUAAUUUUGUUUUAGAGUUCUUUUUUUGUAAUAUGGUAUUUUUUAUAAGUUUUUUUAUUUAAUUUUUUCGAUUUUAUUUUCUUUUAAAUACCAAAACUAUCACAUUUUUUGUUUUAUCUUAAUCUUAAUUUUUUUAUAUAAAUUUUUACAAAAAAAAGUCACUGACAUUCUGUUUAAGCAUUCUCUUUUUAUAUAAAUUUAUUUAAUAUAAACAAAAAACAAAAGAAAAGUAAGAAAAACGUCUUCCCUAAAUGAUUUAUUUUUAAUUUUUAAAUACAUACAUACAUUUAAAGAAAAA